AUGAAAUAUUACGACUAUGCCCUCAUUCAUGGGGACGUGAAAAGUAGCAGUCGAUGGCACGUCAAAUGGGAGCGGGCCGACCCCUUCUCGUCAAACAAAACGUGUCCUAAGAGCUUUUGGGGGUAUCCCAUUCAUGCGCAUUGUUGGAUGCUUCUUGACCGCUUCAUGGGACAUGGCCUUCUGAUGCAGAAUCUUGGUCUAUUUGUUCAAGCCUUACAAAGAUACUGGGGGGAACACAAGACGGAAUGGGGUUUCGCUUACAUGUGUCCCAGAACGACCGGCCACCGCGAAGAUUAUUCGAAAUGGGUCAGGAAAUUGCGGGUCGGUGCUACGGACCAGCACAACUGUCGCACCCAUUUCCCAGGAAAUCCGUUUCGGAUACCGGCUAUCCAAACAUUAGUUUCUCAAUUCUCGCGUGAUGCUGAUACUGAUCGCCAAGUAUCUUCGGCGUUUUCCUUUAUGAACAUCCUUCCGGAAAUUGCGAUGAUGAUCGUCGAUACCAUAUACGAAUGUCAUCCGCCGAGUAUCGAGAGAAUCAACGAUAUACGGAAUAUGUUGGAAGCGUUCGGAUGGGUUUUGCCCACAUCGUAUUGGACGUCUCGGUUCAAUCCAGAGAUAUUCUUCGAGAUUGACGACCUUAUAAAUUCGAGAAAGGAUAUCAACUUACCCAACCUUGUUCUAGGACUGGAGGAGAUUAUGCUGGAUGAAGAUUGGUUCUGCAAAAGUGGCCUUUACAAUCGCGGUCGAAUAUUGAAGUUAAUCAGUGGCAUCAAAGAGCACUUCCUACAGUUGCUGGAGAGUGAGAACAACAAAACCGCUAGUGACCAAGACAUAGACCUUGCUUUGUGA
Messenger RNA from Aspergillus melleus, 849 nucleotides. RefSeq lists its product as uncharacterized. The transcript has a single exon. Bases 1 to 849 code for a protein of 282 amino acids. The record is from RefSeq and is a predicted model, not a curated record. Lineage: Eukaryota; Fungi; Ascomycota; Eurotiomycetes; Eurotiales; Aspergillaceae.